Messenger RNA from Arabidopsis arenosa, 2047 nucleotides. NCBI's taxonomy places the organism in Eukaryota, Viridiplantae, Streptophyta, Magnoliopsida, Brassicales, Brassicaceae. The record is from the annotation of a GenBank genome assembly.
GAUCCCGCUUUGAAAUUCCUCUGUUUUUUUAAUCUCUCAAAAUGGGAUCCAGAAUCGAAGAAGGUACAAUGAUUUCUCCUUCUCCUUCGUUUUAGAUUUCUGACUCCAAUCGUUAGGAAAAUCCGUUGAGGAAUUAGAAAACGUGUGAUAUUAGGGUUAGGUCUUGAAAUAUCUCUUAUGGUGUUUUUUGAAUUUCUUCAAUGGAUUUGUGUUUACGUGAUAUACAAACAAACAUUGUGUACGCAGAGAAGGAACUGGAACCAGAUAUGGAGAAGGGUUUGGCGACGGAUCCAGCGAGUCCUACAGGGAGUACUGUAGCGGACCUGUCGCCAACUCCAACCCCAAGGAAGACUCUGGUUCUGUCCAAUUCUGGCAAGGCUUUAAUGGUGUCGAAUUCGAGCAAGUCCUUGGGACUUUCGAAUUCGGGGAAACGGUUUGAUCCAACGGGGAAAAAGAAGUAUGUGAAACAAGUCACCGGCCGCCACAACGACACCGAGCUUCACCUAGCUGCUCAAAGAGGAGACUUGGCUGCUGUUAAGCAGAUUCUUAGUGACAUUGAUUCUCAGAUUACUGGUACCAUUACCGGAGCUGAUUUCGAUGAAGAGGUAGCUCAAAUAAUGACAUCGGUAGUAAACGAGGUGAAUGAGUUGGGGGAGACACCGCUUUUUACAGCAGCAGAGAAAGGAAACAUAGACGUUGUCAAAGAAUUGUUGCGUUACACGACCACAGAAUCUCUUAUGCAGAAGAAUCUUUCUGGAUUCGAUGCUUUACACAUUGCUUGUAGUCAAGGCCAUCGAUCUAUUGUCCAGUUAUUGCUUGAGCAUGAACCUCAACUGUAUCGAAUGGAAAAAAACGCGCUUCACCUUGCUGCACGUCAAGGUCAUGUAGAUAUUGUAAGAACGUUGCUCGAUAAAGAUCCGCAGUUAGCAAGACGAACAGACAAGAAAGGCCAAACGUCUUUGCAUAUGGCUGUCAAAGGAGUUAGCUCACAAGUCGUGAGGUUGCUCCUUCGAGCUGAUCCGGCUAUUGUCAUGCUUCCUGAUAAGUUCGGUAACACCGUGUUGCAUAUUGCUACACGAAAGAAAAGAGCAGAGAUUGUGAAUGAGCUGUUACAACUUCCGGAUACAAACGUGAAUGCGCUAACAAGAGACCAUAAAACCGCAUACGACAUCGCUGAAGGACUCACGCAUUCAGAAGAAACUGCAGAGAUCAAAGAGAUAUUAUCACGUUGCGGCGCACUCAAAGCCAACGAACUAAACCAGCCAAGAGAUGAGCUGAGAAAAACCGUGACCGAGAUCAAGAAAGACGUUCACACGCAGCUCGAACAAACCCGAAAAACCAACAAAAACGUUGAUGGGAUCGCCAAGGAGCUAAGGAAACUCCACAGAGCUGGAAUCAACAAUGCGACCAACUCAGUAACCGUCGUGGCAGUUCUCUUCGCCACGGUUGCGUUUGCCGCCAUCUUCACGGUUCCAGGAGGUGACGACGACCACGGUGUGGCCGUGAUGGUCCACGCAACAUCUUUCAAGAUAUUCUUUAUAUUCAACGCGAUCGCGCUCUUCACUUCGUUAGCAGUAGUUGUCGUGCAAAUCACGCUUGUAAGAGGAGAGACUAAAACGGAGAGACGUGUGGUGGAAGUAAUAAAUAAGCUGAUGUGGCUCGCCUCUGUCUGCACCACCGUGGCAUUCAUUUCCUCAUCGUACAUUGUGGUUGGUCGGAGAAACAGAUACGCGGCCGUUGUGGUAACGGUCAUAGGAACUGUGACGAUGGCCGGAAUUUUGAGUAUAAUGACAUAUUAUGUUGUGAAAUCGAAGAGGACGAGGAAAGUAAGGAAGAAGGAGAAGAAGAAAUUUGCUAGAAAUGGGACGAGUUCGUGGCAUCAUACGAAUCCAUCCGAGACUGAAUCGGAGGUUAAUCCAAUUUACGCAAUCUGAUCGUUGUGAUGAUGAUAAUCCAUGGAAAUUUGUAUUUGUUUUUUUUGUUUCUUGAUCUAUGUAAGUGUAGUGUUUUAUAUAUUUUUUUGGCCGAAGAAAAAAGUCGAACUAUG